Molecule: messenger RNA, 291 nt
Organism: Stylonychia lemnae
Lineage: Eukaryota; Ciliophora; Spirotrichea; Sporadotrichida; Oxytrichidae
Source: the annotation of a GenBank genome assembly
AUGAAGAUGGAUAAUUAUGAAACUAAAGAUAUAACUUAAAUAUGGAAUCGUGAGUAUAACGGAAAUUAUGUAAGAUAGAGUUAAUAAACUGGCCUUCAUUUCUAUGAUAAAAAACGUAAAUACUAAGUUAGUGGAAAAGUCAGACUUAGUUCUAAAAUUUAUGUGCAAUAAAUAAACCUAAACAAGAACUACAUCUUAUUUAAAAUGACUAAAGAAUUGUGGGUUUAUAAUUUCCACAAUAGAUAAUUAGUCUGCAAAUGCUAAAUCCCUAAAAUUGAUUAAGACAAAUGA